AUGCGAAGCCAGCGCCGAAAAUUGCCAUCAACAGCCGAAGCAACUGCUCAGUUUGGCGGAACCAGAAAGUCGAUUGUUUUAGCCCUUUUGGCCUUUUACGCUUUGAGCCGUCUCCAUGGCCUACACCCCUGUCCGGCCCCUGCCUCAUGCGGGGUUUGUAUGCAUCAUACAGCGCCCUGCUCGAUGUCAGCUCGGGAAGACUAUCUGCCUCAACUCGCUCGAGACAAGACCUGCCCUUCACUACCUAGCGAGCGAUUAUCCCGCUCAACCAGUACAGCAUCAAGUCCGCCCCACCAUUUGUUGUGGUUGCUGUCCACCCUUGCGCGCAUUCUCCGCACUCAGUGGGUGACAGUCGCCACAGAGUAG
Messenger RNA from Exophiala oligosperma, 366 nucleotides. RefSeq lists its product as uncharacterized. The record is from RefSeq and is a predicted model, not a curated record. The coding region runs from base 1 to 366 and encodes 121 amino acids. The transcript has a single exon. NCBI's taxonomy places the organism in Eukaryota, Fungi, Ascomycota, Eurotiomycetes, Chaetothyriales, Herpotrichiellaceae.